CCGCGAGAAGGCGCCAUCAUGUCGGCCGCUCCCCGCCUACGCAUCGGUCGUAACGAGAUCACGUUCAGUGAGGCAGACAGACUCGGUGAGCUCCAGACCAGUGCCCACCGAUGUGUCAGCUGAAUUCGUGUGUGCGCGCCCACCAGGAAGCGGCGGCUUUGGCACCGUUUUCAAAGGGUCAUGGAAAGGCCAGCCGUGGCUGUCAAGGUGGUCAACGAGGACAUCAGGAAAAAGAAGGAUACACAUGUGGGCAGAAGCUUGUCAAUGACCAAUGAAGACAGUCACCGGUUUUUCACUCAGGAUCUCUACGACGAAGUCUUGAAGGAGGUGGAGCCGAUGCUGCAUAUCAGGCACCCCUAUGUCGUCACCUUUCUAGGCAUGUGCUCAGACAAAACGUACGGGCCCAUCAUGGUCACAGGUGAGGUCUGCUGUCGCGCUGUCUCGAUUUGCGUUUUGAUUGUUUUCAUGGGCUGCACCUCAGAGUUAUGCGAGGCUGGCUCGCUGGAGGACUACCUUGAGACAAGAGGACCUCUGUCGGCCACUAUCCGCACAAAAUUCGCAAAACAGGUAGAAGAGCAAUGAGUGAAAUGGGCUGAAUCAGGACGGUGUCUGUUUUGUUGCUCAACAGAUUUGUGAGGGCGUGCAGGCGUUUCACGACAAGAACAUCGUGCACCGUGAUUUGAAACCUGGCAACAUACUCGUGAGCAGGCAUAUGGAGAGACUCACGCUGGUAUCGUCCCUUUGUCUGUUGUUGUGCAGGUGACCGAAGGACUGGACCUGAAGAUCACAGACUUCGGUCUCGUCAUCGAUCUCAACCGCUCGUUGGCAUCUGCAGGCGGUAAGCAACGUAUGAGGCAAAGACAAACUCGUUAGUGGAGACACAAUAGAUGCCCUUGUACGAUUGCACGUGCAGGAGCUGGUACAAUCCUUUACAUGGCACCAGAGGCGUUUGAUCCCAAGGGUGAGCCAUGUGUAAAGGCAUUGAGAUCGAGUCGAAGCACACCUAUCGACCUUUCGUCGCUGUUCUGUGUAGCAGCCAAAGGAUUAACAACUAAGGCGGACAUCUGGGCCGUCGGGGCCAUCAUUCUGCAAGUGCACGGCGUCUCUUUGUCACAUCUGUUUGUCAAACUCAUCCAACUGAGACAGGUCAAUUGAACAGAAAAAAUGGUAUGUGAUGAAAUGUCACAGCUAUUGUCACCGAUGGUAUAUGAAGGCACCCGACAUUCCCGAGUCCAUCCCUUCGCACGCCAAGGCGAUCAUUAUAGUAAACGGACGUGACCAUGUCGAUUGCGGCACUUCAGCGACCCUUGUCGUCCCUCUCUCUUUGUGUGUGUUCGAUGAAUGGAUCCACCAGAAGUGUUUUGCCCUGGACCCUGCCGACCGACCCACGGCGGGACAGGUGAAUAAGAGCGCGAUUUUGGGGAGGACACACAUUCAGUGUGUUUAUUGCAAAUCCGCUUCUCAAGGAGCUGACAAGGACUCCCACGCCCCCACCCAGGCCCACCCCGCAACCGAUGAUCAAACGCGUAAACACACAUUAAUGGACACAACGAUCACACAAUGAGGGACACAUUCUUGACUAAUGCAGCUGAAUCCCGCACGUCAAUGGGCCGCUCUUUUGUGCUGGUUGUGUGCAGAAUGACAUCUUCGAGGCCUCCAAGGCUGGCGAUGAGCAGUCCUGCAUAAUGCUCAUCAACAAGGAGGGCAUAAAAAUCCUCGACAAACGAGAGGGGGUCUUCAAGGUUUGCGCAGUCGCGAAGUCGCCAGAAAUGCACUCAAUGGUCUGUCGGUGUGCUCUCAUUUCUGCGUGCAGAAGACGCCCUUCCUGGUGGCUGCGGGGGAGGGCCACGUGGGCGUCAUGUCGGUCAUGUAUGCGAGCAAACCUGACGUACUGCAGCAAACAACUGUGGUACCUACCGCCACAGACGAAGCACUUUCUGUGCUGCUGCUGGUGGUGAUGAGAUGUGUUGGGUGUGAUGGAAUGCAGCGUGGUGACACUGCUAUACACAGGGCUGCCGUGAGGGGC
This is a messenger RNA of Vitrella brassicaformis, 2026 nucleotides long. NCBI's taxonomy places the organism in Eukaryota, Vitrellaceae. The record is from the annotation of a GenBank genome assembly.